AAUGGCGCUGUCUAUAAACAUGGGUCUACUCCUCAUUUUCGUUAUAAAUGUAGACUCUAGCACGGAUUUGUUACCGGUUGUCAUAAAUACUUGGGCCUUUACAAAUGCAACUCAAUCAGCAUGGCAGGUUCUCCAGAGUGGCGGCAGUGUAUUGGAUGCAGUAGUUGCUGGGUGUGGUCAGUGUGAGGUUGACCAGUGUGAUGGUACAGUGGGAUAUGGAGGGAGUCCUGAUGAGAGUGGAGAGACAACACUUGAUGCCAUGAUAAUGGAUGGACAAACAUUAUCUGUUGGUGCAGUUUCAGCCUUGAAAAGAGUGAAGAAUGCGAUUGGUGUUGCUCGAGCUGUGAUGGAUUAUACGACACACACCCUGCUGGCAGGGGAAUCAGCUACACAGUUUGCCAUUGGCAUGGGGUUUAAAGAGGAAGAUUUACACACUAACAGAUCAAUCAAUAUAUGGAAACAGUGGAAAAAUAAUCAUUGCCAGCCCAACUACAGAAAAAAUGUCUCACCUAACCCUAGGAAGUCCUGUGGUCCAUAUAAAAGAAAUAAAGUCAUUCAAAAUGACCGAAUUCCCUCAUCCAGAGAUAUUGGCAGGUUCAAUCAUGAUACUAUAGGGAUGGUGGUUGUGGAUAAGAAUAGGAAAGUUGUCUCAGGCACCUCAACAAAUGGAAUGAAUCAUAAAGUACCUGGACGGGUUGGAGAUUCUCCCAUUGCUGGAGCUGGCUCAUAUGCUGACAGUGAUGUAGGGGGCGCUGCUGCAACUGGGGAUGGAGACGUCAUGAUGAGAUUGUUACCAAGCUACCAGGCUGUAGAGUUUAUGAGGAAUGGGGAUAGCCCUAGCCUCGCUGCAGCCAAAAGUAUACAGAGAAUAAUCCACCAUUAUCCUAACUUCUCAGGAGCACUUAUAGCUGUAUCUAAAGACGGACAAGUUGGUGCAGCAUGCAAUGGCAUACCAGCAUUCCCUUACUCUGUUAUAAACCCCAAACUGCAGAAAGUUACUGUUGUGUCUGUAAAGUGCAUCUAGCAAAUGCAGCAUGUCAUGUUUGAGCGUAGCAGCUUUAUUGGACCAUUGUUCUUCAAUUGUUAAAUGUAUAUUUAUUCAUUGUUCACAAAGGAUGUUUGUCAUUUAAGUCUUAUUGGGUAGAAAACAAACGUCUUAUUGAGUAAAAAAAACAUUCGAAUUUUAAAACAUGAUGAAAAGUAUGCAUGUUUCGAGAUAUAAAAGAGAAAUAAAAUGUUAUUGGUUGUUUUAAAAUAUAUUAUGUGGUUAUGUUAUACGAUAUUAAAGAUAUUAUUCUAUGGAAUGUAAGUCGACCAAGCUGAAUUUAUCAUACGUGCAUAUUCUGCUUACUUUAAAGU
Messenger RNA from Lingula anatina, 1359 nucleotides. RefSeq names its product N(4)-(Beta-N-acetylglucosaminyl)-L-asparaginase. Gene Ontology annotation, biological process: protein deglycosylation. Gene Ontology annotation, cellular component: cytoplasm; lysosome. Gene Ontology annotation, molecular function: N4-(beta-N-acetylglucosaminyl)-L-asparaginase activity. NCBI's taxonomy places the organism in Eukaryota, Metazoa, Brachiopoda, Lingulata, Lingulida, Lingulidae. The record is from RefSeq and is a predicted model, not a curated record.